AUGUUUUAUAGACAAUCUACAUGGUAUAGAUACAAGACAAAACGCAACCCACACAACCUACGGCCACUUUGCACUUCAGCAGCUGCUCCACUCUCAUUUACAAUGGGCAUCUGGAACUGCCAAUCAGCUGUGUACAAAGAUGACUUCAUUUCAGCCUUUGCCACACAGUCCAUCCUUAGCAUCCUGGCAUUGACGGAAACAUGGAUACGUCCGGAGGAUACAGCAACAACUGCUGCUCUCUCCAACAACUUCUCCUUCUCUAACACCCCUCAACACACUGGUAGGGGUGGAGGAACAGGUUUGCUCAUGCAUAACAACUGGACCUUUUCACAACACUCUUCUCUAUGUAACAAUACUACAUUUGAAUUACAUACUAUCACUACAAUACAACCCACAAAAAUAUAUGUUGUUGUCAUCUAUCACCCUCCAGGUCAGUUGACAAACUUUCUUGAGGAGUUGUAUGUCCUAAUAUCCUCUUUACUGGAGGAUGGUAGGCCACUUGUGGUUCUUGGUUAUUUCAACAUACACCAAGACAAGCCCCAGGCCAUGGAACUAAAUACUCUUCUGGCCUCAUUUGAUUGGAAAGACUACACACCACAGCAACACACAGAUCAGGCAACCAACUGGACCUCUUUUUUUACACGUAACUGUAUCAACUCAAAUAUUGUCUCUGACAACUUCUUUGUUCAAUUCAACAUGACUCUCCCAUCUACAUUAAAACAGACUCCACCUUUGGUUUCCUUUCACAGUAACCUCUGUUCUCUUUCACCCUCUCGUCUUUCCACUGCUGUCUCUACCUCUCUUCCCACACAAAAUGUAUUUUCUAUGCUUGAUGUAAACACUGCCACAGACACACUAAACUCUACUUUAACAAUCUGUCUAGACAACAUCUGUCCUCUCUCCUGUAGGCCAGCACGUACUACACCACCCAGCCCUUGGCUGUCUGACAUCCUUCGGGAACAUCAGACUGAUCUCAGGGCAGCUGAGAGGAGAUGGUGGAAAUCUAGACAUCCAGCAGAUCUAGAACAAACUGCUGGAUGACAAUAAGUCAGGCUUCAAAAGUGGACAAUCCACUGAGACUGCACUGCUGUCUGUCAUUGAGUCUCUGAGACAGGCAAAAGCUGAAUCCAGAUCAUCCAUCCUGAUUCUGCUGGGCCUUUUCUGCAGCCUUUGACACAGUCAACCAUCAGAUUCUGCUCUCCACGCUCUCCUCGUUGGGUAUCACAGGAACUAUGCUUGACUGGUUUAACUCCUAUCUCUCAGCCCAAUGACACCACCGUGACUGCUCGAAUGUCGAAUCUCGGCCUGGAUGAAGGAACACCCCCUGCAACUCAAUCCAGCCAAAACUGAACUCCUGGUCUUUCCAGCCAUCCCUGCUGUUGAACACAACAUCACCAUGCAGCUGGGUUCGACUACAGUAACACCUUCAAAAACGGUCAGAAAUCAAGGGAUAACAAUUGAUAACAAACUAAAUUUCAUGGACCACAUAUCAAAGACGCAAGAUCAUGUAGAUUUACACUCUACAACAUCAGGAAGAUAAGACCCUUCCUGAACUUCCUUUCUGAACAGGCCACACAACUGCUUGUUCAGUCUCUUGUCAUAACUAGACUGGACUACUGUAACGCUCUCAUUGCAGGCCUCCCUGCAUGUGCAAUUAGACCUCUGCAAAUGAUCCAGAAUGCAGCAGCACAUCUGGUCUUUAAUGAACCAAAGAGAGCACAUGUUACACCACUCCUUGUCUCUCUACACUGGCUACCGGUUGACAUAUGUAUUAAAUUCAAGGUUCUGAUUUUUCAACUUGUUGUAUCUCACAGUUCGUCAGCUCCCUUGGCCUAUAGUAAAGUUUCCACUGACUGCACACAGAACCUCAGCAGAUGCAGUAGGCCAUCCAGGCAUUGUUUGCCUAUUGUUUGAUGAAUAAUGAGUAUUCAGACAUGCUGCUCUUUUGAUAAACUUCUUUUUGCAUACUGUGUAGCAGUGAAGUAUACAUAUUUAGUAAACACAUAUUGUGUGUUAGUGUCUAAUUCAAGGACACGGUGAUAAUAGGGCUGAAUUGUUAUCUCUGUACCUCUAUAGCUAAUGAACUCAAAACUCUCAUCAGUUGUCAUACUGUUGUUCUCACUAAAGUUUUAGCUGUUCUGCUUCAUUAAAUCUAUUAGUUUAAAAAAAAAAUUAUCUGUUGGAAUAAGAUCUACAUGAUGUCGGCUAAUCUCAUUAGCAGCUAAGUGCCACUCUCUCCUUUUGUAUAAUGAAAUGUCUCACCUCAUCCCUUUUUUAAAUAUAAGGGAGGACAGAUGUCUUAGCAUUUCUUUCAAAGGGUAAUAAAGUAUUUGUCAGUUGUGUUGCUGUGGGACUCUCUUCAGCAAGUGACAAAAUUAGCAAGUGUAUGGAGGAAACAUUGACUGUGGAAUGCCGGAUACAGAGUCUGACUGCAAAGUGUGUUUUGAGAA
This is a messenger RNA of Xyrauchen texanus (razorback sucker), 2450 nucleotides long. RefSeq lists its product as uncharacterized. The coding region runs from base 1 to 1041 and encodes 346 amino acids. The transcript is spliced from 3 exons. The record is from RefSeq and is a predicted model, not a curated record. Gene Ontology annotation, molecular function: catalytic activity. NCBI's taxonomy places the organism in Eukaryota, Metazoa, Chordata, Actinopteri, Cypriniformes, Catostomidae.